Molecule: messenger RNA, 1260 nt
Organism: Sebastes umbrosus (honeycomb rockfish)
Lineage: Eukaryota; Metazoa; Chordata; Actinopteri; Perciformes; Sebastidae
Product: lecithin retinol acyltransferase-like
Exons: 5
Coding region: 286-963 (225 amino acids)
Biological process (GO): retinol metabolic process
Molecular function (GO): phosphatidylcholine-retinol O-acyltransferase activity
Source: RefSeq, a predicted model, not a curated record
ACUACUUUUACUUCAGUAAACGAUGUGCAUACUGCCAUCGUCUACCACACCUGUCCACCAGGUGUGUUGGAGACAAUAUUCAUUUUGACAUAAUCCUUCUUUUUGGACUCAUUGGUUGGCAGAAUUUAAGAAAUGCUGAUCCUGGAGCAGCCUGGAGAAGCCCGGGCAGCGUUCACUAAUCCCCUCUGAGCCCCUCCCACCCUGAGAGUGAACCCAACUAUAAGGAGACGGCCUCGCUCUCCUUCUCCUUCUUCUUCUUCUCCUUCUUCUCCUCUUCCUGUCACCAUGUUUCCUCUGCAGCUGCUCGCUCUGCUCUUCAUCUCCACACCGAGACCCAGGCCAAGGGAGGAGGAGGAGGAGGAGGAAGAGGGACGGACAGACAGGAAGUACGAGCUGUCUCUGAGGAGGGGAGACCUGCUGGAGGUUCCCAGGACUCUGUUCACACACUUUGGGGUUUACCUGGGGGGAGACAGAGUGGCUCACUUCAUCCCAGACAUCCUGCCCGUCGUCUCCAGUGACCAGUGCAGAAUCAGACAGAUGGUCACCAACAGCCGGCUCCUACUGGGAGUACUGGCCAAGUGUGGCAGUGUGAGGGUGGACUCGGUGGAGGACUUCGCCUACGGAUCACAGAUACUCGUCAACACUAUGGACAAGGUGUGCAGCCGCCCGGCGCUGCAGGCGGAGGAGGUGGCGAGGAGGGCGGAGAAGCUGCAGGGUCACGUGACCUACAGCCUGCUGUGGUAUAACUGCGAACACUACGUCAUGUACUGUCGCUACGGCACCGUCGUGAGCUUCCAGACGUUUCAGUUCUGUAAGACAGCGAGGAAGCUGUUGCUGAGUCGGCGUGUUGCCAAGGCGACGGCGGUGCUGGGUGUGUGUGUGCUCCUCUACCUCGGGGAUGUGACCUCCUGCUCUGCUGGACUGGCCAUCCUGCUGCCCUUCCUCAUCUGGAUGGCUGCAUGAACACAUCAAACUGAGAGUGAAUCAUCAACAUCAGGAUGUGUCUUCAUGUCUACACAUGAGAAGAAUCUGUAAAAGUGACACAAGUCUAAUGAGUAUUGUAUUUUUGAGUUUUUGCUGCUAUAAUCAUACAUUUACUGUAAUACUGUUUCUCUGUAACGCUGUUUUAAUCUUCAAAAAGAAGCAUUUAAUAGCUUUUUAUUAAAUAAAUCAAAUCAUAAAAAAUGUGGAAAUGUCUUGAAAUAUAAAAUCUAAAAUAAAAUAAAAAAUGUAAAAUAGAAAAAAAAGUUAAAUAAAUAA